CAAUGUAAACUUGAAAUACUAUAUAUCUUUACCAUGAGCCAUGCAAUGGUUUCUUUUUUGGCUUGAAUUGGCCUUUGUGUAUUGGUUGUACACUCUAGUGGAAGGAUACAAGAUUCGAUUUGGACGCGAGCGUAGUAGAAUCCUAAAGUUACGCAAGCGUAAAAGUGCUUUUGUAGACCGUUUGAAUCUGCUUACGAAGACUAGAGGAGUAGGUAUAUUUACACUGCAGGCCACUUCAGAAGAUCAGACACAGUCGGAAGAUUCUAGCAAAACAGAAACUUCUACCGAGUCAUUCGAUUCAUUUCUGCCAAAGAAAAAAAAGAAGCGUGAGCCCAAAAACCCAGUAGUUAAAAGGGAUAUUGAUAAGUUCGAGCCAUUAUUCAGGAAAAUACCGGCGCUGCGUUAUGUUAAAAAGGAGGUUACGCGUGACCAAAGGCCAGGUGCUCUGAAUCCACUGGGUUAUGCAGCGCAUUAUGUAACUGAUGGUGACUGGCGAUUCCACCCUAGUUUGAUCAGAGUCCGUGGCAAGUACUUCUCACGUCUUUAUGAGAAGGAACUUCGUGACCCAUUUAAAAUGCAUGAGCACGAUACGGGAUCGGCACAAGUACAGGUAGCAUCUCUGACGGCUAAGUUGGAUUACCUCUCGCUACAUUUUAAGAGGAACCCAAAGGAUAUCCAGGCAAGACUACAGAUUUUAAGAUUAGGUAAUAGGAGGCGCCGUUUACUAGGCUACCUGUACAGAACUAAUCGACCAGAAUUUGAUUCACUCGUGGAGACAUUCCAAAUAGACUUUGAGGACGCACCCCUGUCAGAUAAGAAGCUUCUGCCUCAAUAUACACACAUUCAUCACAAAAAGACUAAACGAUACACCUCUGCCAAGGAGCAACGUACGGCCACAAGACAGCAUAUUAUAUCCACCGCUAAUCAGGAGGUAUUUUGAACCAGGAAUCUACCUUUACAAUACUUGGUGGAUAUCACAACUAUAGGCCA
Babesia bovis T2Bo is the source of this 990-nucleotide messenger RNA. RefSeq names its product putative 30S ribosomal protein S15. Lineage: Eukaryota; Apicomplexa; Aconoidasida; Piroplasmida; Babesiidae. The record is from RefSeq and is a predicted model, not a curated record. Bases 41 to 940 code for a protein of 299 amino acids. Gene Ontology annotation, biological process: translation. The transcript is spliced from 2 exons. Gene Ontology annotation, cellular component: cytosolic small ribosomal subunit; ribosome. Gene Ontology annotation, molecular function: structural constituent of ribosome.